AUGGCGUCAACCCCGUCGCCGAUUGAGUCGCUACCAAACGAGCUGCUCGACGAAAUCGCCUACCUUCUCUCCUCCGAUCCCCCUUCCUCGAAUGGGCUACACCAGCCUCCGACCACACAUAUAACAAGGUCGAAAACCCGGGAUUUAAAACACGUCUCGCUUACGUGCCCUCGCCUCUAUAAUAUUGUUCGCCCUCGACUUUUCUCCCAUUGCUGCUUCGAACUAAAAGACGCAAAUGAAUAUCUUUCAUUCAUAUCCGAGUCGAAAUUGGACCGCUAUGUCACAUCAGCUGUGGUAAAAGCAAGCGAUGCUUUGGAGGAUUGCGAGAUUUUUGGUGCGCCCUGGUGGCGACGCUUUCUGUCCUCCCUUGUUCCACGACGCCUCACAGUAAUCGCGCCACCCUCGGUCAUUGGGCGGAUGUUCGAAAUGCAAAUACCACAAGAGCAUGGCUGGGCUUUCGAAAUACCUCUUCAGGUUGUACAACUAGAAUGCGACUGGGGAAACUGCAAACCUAAUCUAGUUUCGGACGAAGACUGUGGCCUUCUGGACUGUCUCCCGUGGUCGUCCAUGCAAUUCAAUGAAUCGUCAUCCCUCAAAGCAUACAACCAUUAUGAGUAUUUCCUGUACCAGAUUCCCUCCAUAUUCCAUCGUUGGAGCCCAUGGGCGUCCACGCAUUCCUUAUCCGAGCGGCCGCACCUAUCAUCCUCGCUAGCAAACCUGACAUCGUUUACAUACGUGGCAGUCUUCCCCUUCUACAAUCACGUCCAACUGGUGUUGGAUGCUGUGGAAUUCAUGACAAACCUCCGGUCUUUGAAGAUACAACUUGGCCCGUCGUACAACGAUAGAGCGACCGAAAUCGAGCAACGAGGCUCCAUGGACCCGAGCGAUCCCUGGAUGGAACUUGCCACAGGAUACUCAUUGAUCGCCCAUGCUGUUAGGAGCCUAGGAAGAAAGAGCUAUCUCUCAAAGUUCAUCGCGUGUGAUUACGAAAUGGAGCCGGUUCGGGCCGAGAUCGAUGUGAUACUGGGGGAUAUUUUGUGUGACGGUCCAUGGACGCACGAUGGCCAUGGCACCUGGACAAAAAGGCCGAUUGAUAUGGCCAAUGCGGACGGAGAUUCAACCGCCGUUGUAGAUAAUAGUGCUGCAUACGGCCAUUUCACCUCGUAA
Messenger RNA from Aspergillus puulaauensis, 1167 nucleotides. Its product is annotated as F-box domain protein. Bases 1 to 1167 code for a protein of 388 amino acids. NCBI's taxonomy places the organism in Eukaryota, Fungi, Ascomycota, Eurotiomycetes, Eurotiales, Aspergillaceae. The transcript has a single exon. The record is from RefSeq and is a predicted model, not a curated record.